This is a messenger RNA of Drosophila mojavensis, 2304 nucleotides long. RefSeq names its product protein crooked neck (gene crn). The record is from RefSeq and is a predicted model, not a curated record. Gene Ontology annotation, cellular component: precatalytic spliceosome; Prp19 complex; U2-type catalytic step 2 spliceosome. Lineage: Eukaryota; Metazoa; Arthropoda; Insecta; Diptera; Drosophilidae. Gene Ontology annotation, biological process: spliceosomal complex assembly; mRNA splicing, via spliceosome. Gene Ontology annotation, molecular function: protein binding. The transcript has 2 exons. Bases 133 to 2250 code for a protein of 705 amino acids.
AAGAGGAAGCAUUUGCAAUAGACGCAUCUCUAAUGCCGUGUUUAUUUUGAGCGAAUGUGCAUAAAACUCCGCUUAAAUCAAGAUUUUAUAUUAAUUUAAAAGAAGAACCGGCAACUAACACAAAGACACAGCAUGGAUCGACCACAGAAAAUGCCCAAGGUGGCAAAGGUCAAAAAUAAAGCGCCCGCUGAGGUGCAAAUUACCGCGGAGCAGCUGCUGCGCGAGGCGAAAGAACGUGAUUUGGAGAUAUUGCCACCGCCGCCCAAACAAAAGAUUUCCGAUCCAGCCGAAUUGGCCGACUACCAACAGAGGAAGCGGAAAACAUUCGAGGACAAUCUGCGCAAGAAUCGCAUGGUGGUCAGCCACUGGAUCAAGUACGCCCAAUGGGAGGAGCAGCAGCAGGAGAUACAGCGCGCACGCUCCAUAUGGGAGCGGGCGUUGGACAACGAACAUCGGAACGUAACCAUUUGGCUGAAAUAUGCCGAAAUGGAAAUGAAGAACAAACAGGUGAAUCAUGCACGAAACCUUUGGGAUCGUGCUGUCACCAUAAUGCCACGCGUCAAUCAGUUUUGGUACAAGUACACCUACAUGGAGGAGAUGCUGGAGAAUGUGGCCGGAGCGCGGCAGGUCUUUGAGCGCUGGAUGGAGUGGCAGCCGGAGGAGCAGGCCUGGCAGACCUACGUCAAUUUCGAGUUGCGCUACAAGGAAAUCGAUCGCGCACGCGAGGUCUACGAACGCUUUGUUUACGUGCAUCCCGAUGUCAAGAACUGGAUCAAGUUCGCACGCUUCGAGGAGACGCAUGGCUUUAUACAUGGCGCCCGUCGUGUCUUCGAGCGGGCCGUCGAAUUCUUUGGCGAUGAGUACAUCGAGGAGCGUCUGUUCAUUGCCUUCGCACGCUUCGAGGAGGGGCAGAAGGAGCACGAUCGUGCGCGCAUCAUUUACAAGUAUGCGCUCGAUCAUCUGCCCAAGGAUCGGACACCAGAGCUAUUCAAGGCCUACACCAUACACGAGAAGAAGUAUGGUGAUCGGGCGGGCAUCGAGGAUGUGAUCGUGUCCAAGCGCAAGCAUCAAUACGAACAGGAGGUGGCCGCCAAUCCGACCAACUACGAUGCCUGGUUCGAUUAUCUGCGCCUGAUCGAGGCCGAUGGCGACAAGGAACUGAUCCGCGAGACCUACGAGCGGGCGAUUGCGAAUGUGCCGCCCGCCAAAGAGAAGAACUACUGGCGUCGCUACAUCUACAUCUGGAUCAACUAUGCGCUCUACGAGGAGCUCGAGACGGAGGACAUACAGCGCACGAGGGAAAUCUACAAGACCUGCCUGGAGCUAAUACCCCACAAGGUGUUCACGUUCAGCAAGAUCUGGCUGCUGUACGCCCAGUUCGAGCUGCGCUGCAAGGAGCUGCAAACGGCACGCAAAGCCUUGGGCAUGGCCAUCGGCAUGUGUCCCAGGGACAAGCUGUUCCGCGGCUACAUUGAUCUGGAGAUACAGCUGCGCGAAUUCGAGCGCUGUCGCCUGCUCUACGAGAAGUUCCUGGAGUUUGGGCCCGAGAACUGUGUCACCUGGAUGAAAUUCGCCGAGCUGGAGAAUCUGCUGGGCGACACGGAGCGUGCGCGGGCCAUCUUCGAGCUGGCCGUGCAGCAGCCACGCCUCGACAUGCCCGAGCUGCUGUGGAAGGCCUACAUUGACUUUGAGGUCGCCCUCGGCGAGACGGAGCUGGCACGCCAGCUGUACGAGCGCCUGCUCGAGCGCACGCAGCACGUGAAGGUCUGGAUGUCGUAUGCCAAAUUCGAGAUGGGCAUCAGUCAUGGCCAGGGCGACGGCGACCCGGAUGCCGAUCUGAAUGUGCGUCUGGCGCGCCGCAUUUACGAGCGAGCCAACGAUACGCUGCGUCAGCUGAACGACAAGGAGUCGCGCGUCCUGCUCCUGGAGGCGUGGCGCGACUUCGAGCGCGAUGUCAAUGAACCACAGUCACUGCAAAAGGUGCUGGACAAGAUGCCGCGCCGCAUCAAGAAGCGGCAGAAGAUCGUCUCCGACGAUGGUGUCGAGGAGGGCUGGGAGGAGGUCUUCGACUACAUAUUCCCCGAGGACGAGAUGGCACGACCCAAUCUCAAGCUACUCGCCGCCGCCAAAAUGUGGAAGAAGCAGAAACACAACGACGCGGACGCAGCUACAGACGCGGACACUGAGCCAACGGCAGCGGAAUCUUCAGCACCUGAGCCAGCAGCAGAAGAAGACACAGCGGAGACAUAGCGUGCAGAAAUCCUGCCAUUCCGAAUGCCCAUCAAAUAAAAACUCUAAUGUUAA